AUGAGCAAGUUCGGUGCUAUGGUUAUGGGCCCUGCGGGCGCAGGCAAGUCUACUUUUUGCGCCGCCCUCAUCACCCAUCUUAACCUUAACCGCCGUUCCGCCUUUUACAUCAACCUCGAUCCCGCCGCCGAGACUUUCGAACAUGAGCCCGACCUCGACAUCAAGGAGCUCAUCUCUCUCAAAGAUGCCAUGGAAGAAGUUGGCCUCGGGCCCAAUGGCGGUCUUAUCUAUUGCUUCGAGUUCCUCAUGGAGAACCUUGACUGGUUGACGGACGCUCUCGAGGGUCUGACCGAAGAAUAUCUCAUCAUUAUCGAUAUGCCUGGACAGAUCGAGCUGUACACCCAUGUUCCCAUCCUGCCGGCUCUUGUCAAGUUCCUGUCUCAGCCUGGAUCUCUCGAUGUUCGCAUGGCCGCUGUUUAUCUUCUCGAAGCCACAUUUGUCGUUGAUCGCGCAAAAUUCUUCUCGGGAACUCUCAGUGCCAUGAGUGCCAUGCUCAUGCUGGAGGUGCCGCACAUUAACAUCCUGUCCAAGAUGGAUCUUGUCAAGGGCCAGGUCAAGAAGAAGGACCUUAAGCGAUUCCUUACUCCCGAUGUAGGUUUACUCGACGAUGAUCCCGUCGAGCACACACGCCGUAUCGCAGAGGGCCAAGAUGCCGAAGACGACGAAUCAAAAGCCCCCGACGAGAAGGACCAGGUUAUGAAGGGUGCCAGUUUCAGACGGUUGAACCGCGCGGUGGCUGGCUUGAUUGAGAGCUUCAGCAUGAUCAACUAUCACAAACUGGACGUGGCCAACGAGGACAGCGUUGCUGCUAUCCUGAGCUACAUUGACGACUGCAUACAGUUCCAUGAAGCUCAAGACCCCAAGGAACCUCACGACGAGGAAACUGAAGAGUUUGAAGGCUAG
Molecule: messenger RNA, 903 nt
Organism: Fusarium pseudograminearum CS3096
Lineage: Eukaryota; Fungi; Ascomycota; Sordariomycetes; Hypocreales; Nectriaceae
Exons: 2
Coding region: 1-903 (300 amino acids)
Molecular function (GO): GTPase activity
Source: RefSeq, a predicted model, not a curated record